CCAUUACAAAACGGCUGAGGACUACUUGCGUGCAAGAUAUUAAAACUUCACUUUGAAACAGCUAUGGCAAGUGACCAACAACCAAUGGAAACAGAUCCAACUCAGAGAGAGGGUACAGCAUUCACCUUGUGGCAAAGUCAGACACAGACCCUAGAGAUUGGUGCCACAAGCGUGGACCAUCAAUCAGAAGAGGGUACAGCAUUCACCUUGUGCCAAAGUCAGACACAGACCCUAGAGAUUGGUGCCACAAGCGUGGACCAUCAAUCAGAAGAGGGUACAGCAUUCACCUUGUGCCAAAGUCAGACACAGACCCUAGAGAUUGGUGCCACAAGCGUGGACCAUCAAUCAGAAGAGGGUACAGCAUUCACCUUGUGCCAAAGUCAGACACAGACCCUAGAGAUGACUGCUGAUACACAAAAUAUCCAGCCAAGUAUGUUGGUUCAUGUUCUCAACCAGAGGCACUUCAAUAUGCAGGAAACUCAUGGAAACACGUCAGCAAAUCAUGGCAACAUGCAAUCAAUUUAUGGCAAUGUACAAGCCAUCCAUGGCAAUGACUGGCAAGUUAAUCUAUUUGACAUAGGGGGAGGUGAAGAACUAUGAAAGAUCCUAGCUCAUCAAAGACUAUUCUGUUAUACAUUUUGUGUAAUAUUAAAAAGAAUAACUUGUAAGAUACUCAGGUUGAGUAGUACAGAGUACUGAGUAUAAAAAAUUAACAAAUUUAAAGGUAUAUGCAAGUAGGUACAUUCAAGAGUAAACAGUUUAACUGAGCAGCCUUAUUUAAGUGUUUGUUAUUGGAAGAAAAUAAUAGUUGGACGAAGUGGACAAAGUUCACAUGAAAACUAUAAUAUUUUUCAGGCUCUUUAUUUUCAUUCUUUUGUUAAGCAACAGAAGUUAAACAUACUUCUUUGAUCUGUUGAUAUAGAAACAUAGUUAGAAACACACAUCAUUUCUUAAAAAUGGCAACAUUCAUUGAGCAGCGUAACCUUUAGUUUUUUUCUUUAACAGAUAAUUUACAUUUCUGCAAAGUUUUGAGUCAAUUUUCAUUUAUUUUAUUAGUAAAAAUGCGUUCAACCAUUGAGCAAAUCCUGUCAUCGGAAUUAAAUUUCAUCAGAAUGUUACUCGAUUCAUUCCUUUCAAGAUCAUAAUUUGUAUCCUCAAGUAAUGGGCUUCUUGCAUGCUUUAGCUAUAUAUU
This is a messenger RNA of Pocillopora verrucosa, 1192 nucleotides long. The record is from RefSeq and is a predicted model, not a curated record. NCBI's taxonomy places the organism in Eukaryota, Metazoa, Cnidaria, Anthozoa, Scleractinia, Pocilloporidae.